Arachis ipaensis is the source of this 588-nucleotide messenger RNA. RefSeq lists its product as uncharacterized. Lineage: Eukaryota; Viridiplantae; Streptophyta; Magnoliopsida; Fabales; Fabaceae. Gene Ontology annotation, molecular function: nucleic acid binding. The record is from RefSeq and is a predicted model, not a curated record.
AUGACAGGUCUGUUGAAGAAACAUGGCAUCAUUCACAAGGUGGCGACGUCUUACCAUCCCCAAAUAAAUGGCCAAGCCGAGGUGUCUAAUAGAGAGAUCAAGCGUAUACUAGAGAAGAUUGUUAAACCUCAUAGAAGGGACUGGAGCUCUAGGCUUGGAGAUGCGCUAUGGGCUGUGAAGGAAUGCAACUCUGGAUUGGGAGGAGCCAGAAUUGAAAGAAAAUUACAACUGGAGGAAUUGGAGUGCCUUCGACUAGAAACGUAUGAGAACUCAAGACUCUACAAGGAAAAGGUGAAGGCGGUACAUGACAAGAACAUCAAGAGAAGAGAGUUUAGAGUUGGGGAUCAAGUUCUUCUCUACAACUCAAGGCUGAGGUUAAUGCCGGGCAAGCUGAGGUCAAGAUGGGAUAGACCCUACAUGUUGGAGAAGGUGGAACCGUACGGCGUUGUCCACCUAAGUCACCCCUCAAGUCCUACCUUCUUCAAAGUCAAUGAACACCGCCUAAAGCUGUAUCAUGGUGUAAAAGUUAAGAACAACAAGGAGCUGGAGAUCUUCCUCUUGAAGGAUCCAGCAAAGGAAGAGGAUUGA